Ochlerotatus camptorhynchus is the source of this 3459-nucleotide messenger RNA. RefSeq names its product WD repeat-containing protein 48 homolog. The record is from RefSeq and is a predicted model, not a curated record. Gene Ontology annotation, biological process: double-strand break repair via homologous recombination. NCBI's taxonomy places the organism in Eukaryota, Metazoa, Arthropoda, Insecta, Diptera, Culicidae. The transcript is spliced from 6 exons. Gene Ontology annotation, molecular function: ubiquitin binding. Bases 436 to 2613 code for a protein of 725 amino acids.
UUGGAUCACUUUUCAAUCACUUCGGCACGUAAACAAAUCGAAAUUUUCCUACGAUAUUUUCAGUGAAAAUCAACCUAAAGUGCUUAAUUUUCGCCUUAUUUCGAGUUGGAGUCGAGCACGGUUAAACGUUGGCGUGUGAACUGAUGUGAAAUACGUGCAAUUAGUUGCUAAACUGUGCUCAAACCGUACCGGAACGAGUUUUGCAUAAGCACUCCUUCCGAAGUUGAAGUGGACCGAAUCGGCGGCAGCGGCAAAAGAAGAAGAAAAUCUUAUUUUCUGGAAGAUUUUUUUUUCUCUAAAUUUGCAACCAGAUGUUCCGCCCUGCUGCUGCUUCUGCUAUUCCCACUGCUGGCCUGUGAGGUGUGCGUCGGUUUCGGUAGUUCGGGUUGACAGAAUAGUUUGAUCCAAUUCGGGUGAACAACGCUGAAGACGAAAAUGCUGACGCACAAGAACAAUCAGGGCGGACGGAAGAAGAUGCAGGUAUCCUUCGUGAUCCGGGACGCGGAGGAAAAGCGGCACCGGAACGGCGUCAACGCGCUGCAGCUGGAUGCAAUCAACGGACGGCUCUAUUCGGCCGGUCGUGAUGCGAUCAUCCGCGUGUGGAACUCGACGCAGACCACCUCCCAAGAACCGUACAUCCAGAGCAUGGAACAUCACAACGAUUGGGUGAACGACAUUGUACUGUGCUGCGGGGGACGGAACUUAAUAAGUGCCAGCUGUGACACGACGGUCAAGGUAUGGAACGCCCACAAGGGCUUCUGUAUGUCGACGCUUCGGACACACCGGGAUUACGUUCAGGCGCUAGCGUAUGCCAAGGAUCGUGAACAGGUGGCCAGUGCGGGGUUGGACAAGGCGAUCUUCCUCUGGGACAUCAACACCCUGACGGCACUCACCGCUUCGAACAACACCGUUACAACAUCCAGCAUCACCGGAUCGAAGGAUUCGAUCUACAGUCUGGCAAUGAAUCCCUCCGGUACGAUCAUCGUGUGCGGUUCCACCGAGAAUACCCUCCGAAUCUGGGACCCCCGGACGUGCAACAAGAUUGCCAAACUGAAAGGCCACACGGAAAAUGUGAAAGCGCUGGUCGUGUCCGAGGACGGUACGCAGGUCGUAUCCGGUAGCUCGGAUGGCAAGAUAAAACUGUGGAGCAUCGGGCAGCAGCGGUGCAUCCAGACGAUCAGUGUUCAUUCGGAAGGGGUUUGGGCCCUUCUGAUGACGGAGAACUUUUCCCACGUCAUCUCCGGCAGCAGAGACAAGAAGAUCGUCAUGACUGAGCUGCGCAAUCCAACGAACAGUGUGCUGAUCUGCGAGGAACGGGCGCCGGUGCUCAGUUUGUGCUACAACAUCGACCAGACGGGCAUUUGGGCAACGACGUGGAACAGCGACAUCCGGUGUUGGAAGCUGAACAAAACGGAAAAGCUGAGCAGCUACAAUUACAGCACUAGUAACAGUAGUAUCAACAGUAGCAGCGGUACUGCUGCUGUUGCUUCUGCUUCUGCUUCUGCUACAACGGCAGGUGACGCUGCACCGGUAACGAAUUCGACAUCAUCGACGGUGAGUGCAGCUGGAACGAGUGCUGCUGCUGGUGCUGCUACAACGUCAGCAGUAAGCACCGGGCAGAGUAAGGGAUACGAAGUGGCAUGCAUCAAGGGAGGGGCGGCCAUCAAGAAGUAUCACGUACUGAACGACAAGCGGUUUAUGCUGACCAAGGAUAGCGAACAGAAUGUAGCAAUCUACGACGUGCUGAAGGUCAAGAAGGUGGAAGAUCUGGGCAAGGUGGACUACGAGGAGGAAAUCAAGAAGCGCAGCCAAAGGGUGCACGUUCCCAACUGGUUCACGGUGGAUCUGAAAACGGGGAUGCCGACGAUCGUCCUCGGUCAGGACGAGGUGGAUUGCUUCGCGGCGUGGGUCUCCGCCGAAGCCGGCCUUCCGGAGCACGCCGAAUCCGGUACCGAUCCGAAGGUCAACUACGGCAGCCUACUGCUGCAAGCGCUCCUGGAGUACUGGAAACCACCGCCUCCCCAUCAUCACCUGCAAGGUGGCCCGGACAUGGAGAAUGGCUGCGACGGAGACAUCCGCGGCAACGAGUACUUUAGCGUCCCGAAACAUACACCGAUCAUUUUCAGUGAAGUCGGCGGCCGGAAUGUCUGCCGGCUGCUGGUGAAAGAUGCCGUCGGCGAAACCGAAAGUGCACUGCUAAGCGAAACGGUCCCAACCUGGGUAACGAACGUAGUCAUCGAACGGACCAUUCCCAAGUUUAUCAAACUUCCGUUCUACCUGUUGGCGCAUCCGUCGAUGUUGAAGCAGGACCGCAGUAAAAAGGAACGCCUGAUCGCCAACGAGUUCAUCCAGUGCCGGAAGGUGUGCGAGCAUGUGCUGGAGAAGGUGUUGGGUGCGGACCUCCCGGCCAGUACCGGUAACUCCAACUCGUCCCAGAACAACAGCCAAAGCGAUGCCAACUCCGAGGGCAGCCAGGUUCCGGCCGAGGAACGGAUCGAACUGCUUUGCAACGAUGUGAUUUGCGACCCCAACAUGGACCUCCGGACGGUGCGGCAUUUCAUCUGGAAGCAAUCGUCCGAUCUCACGUUCCACUAUCGAACGAAGUCAAACUAGAUUCUAGAAUAAUGGUUGAGUGGUGUGAAAUCGCGGUAGGAGCGAUACCCGCUCGAGUCCCUUCUGAUUUCCGCGGCUUGUUUCCUUUUCCUUUGCUAGGUACCUACUAUAACAUAAUAGGAGAGUAUUGUUUGGAGAGUGAGAGAAUGCAUGAUAGAAAGAAGCCAGUAGACGAGCGUCUGUUAGAUAGGAUUUAGCAAUGUUAUCAUAAUUUUAUUAAGUUAUUUACGCACCCAAGGGUGCAAGUUUUAACGGCGUAGUAUUCCUAACAGAGGUUCCGAGUAGUAGCAGCUCGCAUUUAUCAACUUUUUGUUUGUUCGAUCUUCUUCUACUUCAGAGAGACUGCGCAUCUAUACGUGAUCAACUUAUUCCAGUGUACUAUUUUAGGCGUAUUUUUUCCCUUUAGUUUCUUCCCACCACGCAGUUAGUUUCUUUCCUAGAUUCGCGGGAGUGCAUGAGCUUGAGUUGAAGUGGUUAUAAAACAAGGUCCAUUCGAGGACGCGACGAUUGAUCAUUGCCAAUCUAUUUAGGGAAUCGUAGAAUGAGGAAAAGGUAAGAUCUUGGAAGCUUUCAUUAUAGUAAUACAAAACUCAUAGAAAUUCGUAGGGCUUUGAGCUGAGGAGAUUGAAUUAAAUUCUAUACUAAUUAUUACAAUUAUGAACAGUAAUAGCAAACAGGAAAAUAAGAAAAGAAGUAGCAUCUUAUAUGGUACGUCAUGGCAAAGCAGAGGAAGCAAAUGAAUUACAACUGUUGCGAACGAAGCUUUCGGCUACGUGGCCCGAAGAGAGGUAAUCUGGAGGAAAAUUAAAAGAAAAAGUAUAUAGAAUAUAUCCUCUGUCAAUCAAA